AACACCCAUACCAUCUACAUUCCACUAUUCAUACUGCUGAAUCGAGCGCAACCUCAAACAGAUACUCCCGAACUACCACAAUGCAAACCCGUCGUCAAGCUGCCCAAGCUGCUCAAGCCGCCCAACCCCCCAAACAAGCAGCCUACAACGAAUCCUCCAACCCCGUCGACCAUACUCCCUACGAGCAGCGCACUCCCCAGCACCAGACCCGCCAACACGGCGAUCCCAUCUCAUCCGUUACCCGCGGGGCGAACUCCCGUCCCUCGAAUGAUGAAGCCCUCCAUCGACUGAACGCCAAACACGAACAGGAGCAGCGUACCAUGCAGAACGCCUCGGACGUGGACACCGAGUACGGCGUGGAGCAGCAGCCCGCGGAAGGGGAUAUCGCGCACGCGGUAGAGUCCAAGUCCGCGGACGCUCGGGCAAGAGCGCAGGCCGGAGCUCAUGCGGGCCCCGUCGGGAGUGCGAUGGGACCCGGAGAUCCUGGGUACGAGAAGGGUGAGGCAGCAGACCUGAACCAGAAGAGGGAGGCCCAUGAUCGGAUGCUAGGGGAUCGGGUAGGGCAGAGCCCGGCGGAACCGGAUGGGGAGACGGUGGAGAGAGAGGCCCUGAGGGAGAGGAAGUUGAGGCAGGAUCGGGAGUUGGAUGUGCAGGGGGCUGUAAGCGAAGGCUCGGGGGGCCCUGUUGUUGGGCGAUAACUGCACGCGUGUGUAGUACUUUUUAUAAAUAAGUGACGGAAUGCAUUAUAUUGAUGAAUCUC
Messenger RNA from Aspergillus ibericus CBS 121593, 760 nucleotides. RefSeq lists its product as uncharacterized. The transcript has a single exon. The record is from RefSeq and is a predicted model, not a curated record. The coding region runs from base 81 to 698 and encodes 205 amino acids. NCBI's taxonomy places the organism in Eukaryota, Fungi, Ascomycota, Eurotiomycetes, Eurotiales, Aspergillaceae.